Molecule: messenger RNA, 1426 nt
Organism: Danio rerio (zebrafish)
Lineage: Eukaryota; Metazoa; Chordata; Actinopteri; Cypriniformes; Danionidae
Gene: bloc1s3
Product: biogenesis of lysosomal organelles complex 1 subunit 3
Cellular component (GO): cytoplasm
Source: RefSeq, marked provisional
UAGACAGUACAAUUAAAUUAUCAUGUAAAACAGCAGAAAAAGGAAGCAUUCAGCUUUAAACUAAAGGAGGUGAAGAGUUUUAGAAAGAUGCAGAAUCAUGGCAAGCAACAAAUUCCAGAUCGUGGUUCAGGGAGAAGCCUCUGAAACGGACUCUGAUGAUGAAGUGUACAUGACCUCUGCUCCCGCAGUCCCUGCGUCAUUAUCCUCCUCCUCGUCAGGGAUGAAGGUGGCAGGAGAGGCAUCGGAGACAGACAGCGAGGAUGAGGAGGAGAGAGCGCGAAGACUGAUCUCUGAAAGCCAACAGCAGAUGCUCCGCAAAGAUCUUCCUCCUCUCAUCGUCAUCAGAAACAGCCCAGCUACUGCCUGCGCACAGGAGGAGAGAUCAUCGCCUGUGUCCAGACCCGAUGCAGGACGCUUCAACACGUUGCUCCAGCAGAAACUUCAGGAGAGUAAUGCACGGCUGUGUGUGGAUGUCAGUCAAAGCUUAAAACAGGUUUAUCAGAACGCAUCCAAAGACAUCCGACAAGCGACCGGACACCUCAACAACUCUCAGACGGGCAUCAUCAAUGCCUCGCACAGCAUCAGACUCAUUCUGGAGGACCUGAAGUCCGUUUCAGAGAAGAUCGACAUCAUCACCAGCUGCAAACUGCUGCCAGACAUUACAAUGCCGAACCCAGGGUCCGUACAGCCCUUAGCCAAUGCUGGACUCUGAGUUCAGGCAGAUGCAGGUAAAGCACAAGUGGUGGGAAACAUAGGCCUGCUGUUAACAUGCAUAUGUAAAUGUGAUGUAUAUAAGUGAUGCAUUUUGAGAUUUUUGCAGCCAUUCAUCAACAAGGUUUGGUUUGGAUGAUUAUUAGCAGUGCUCAUCCUCUCUAAUUAAUAACAUGGACAUCUGCGGGGAUUUGUUGGAUAUACUAAUUAGGAAAUGGAGAAAAUAAAUUACAUAUUUAAAAAAAAAGCUGGAAAUUGUAUAUGAUACUUUAGCUAGAAGUCUUUAGCAUUUUCUUUGAAUUCAUAAUACAGCUGGACAUUUGUAUCUCUAUAUAAAGUAUACAGUAUAUUAGUGCUGGGCAAAGAAAAAUGGCAGUAAUCACAUCCAAAAUUAAGGUUUGCAUUGGUGUAAUAAUAAUUGAAUAUUUUAACCCCAUUACAAUCAUUGAACGAUUAUUUUAUUUAUUUAUUUUGCCCUCAUAGUUCACUGACAGGUUUUGUAAAUUAAAUUUGCUCACAUAUUACAAGUGGGAGAUGUUUGAAUGAAGGGUGGAUUAUUUGAUUUUAAAAUGACUGAAGGAAACACACACUAUUUACUAUCUAUGAUUAUUAAUUGAACAUCAGGAAAUUAAAAGACAUUUAUUACCUAAAACCGACAGUCAUCUUUUUCUUAUAAAUAAGUGAAAAUAAAGAACUUGCACUUUUGCACACAAAA